AUGGAUGCUGUACAAGCAGCUCUUCAACAUCAGACGUUCUCUGCGUUAAUUUUCGCCCUCGGCGUGAAUUCCGCGUCCGUCGGCCUUUCCAGCACCCAUCUGACGCUCAAUGGUAACGCUCACAUUCUGUUUUACGGUCCCGAAGAAGCGAUUUGGGCUGGAUUAUCCAACGGUCGCCGAUAUCCCAUCAUUAACAGUGGUGAUCGGAUUGCUUUGCGGUCAGCCAACCGUUCUGGUGACUUUGUUAACAACUGGAUGCGCUGUACAAGUUCGAAUUGCAAAUGGUAUACAUGCCCUGGCCAGGUGAUAAAUUCAUCAGCUUGGUCCUCAUGCUCAAGUAACAUGUUUUAUUACAUUCACGCCAUGGGAAAGAUGGACGGCCAGCCAAUAAACAGCGGUGACGUAGUGUCACUAAGUAGCCGAGCCUUCAGAAGCAGUUACCGGUUGUUCUGUGGUACAUCGAGCAGCUCCAAAUGUUACAUGUCUUCGACGAUCAGCUCACUAACGGGUAACAGCUGGUUCUACUACAAUUCCGUAACGUUUCAGAUCUUUUCCAGGCACGGUACUGAUGGUACCCCUGUGCAGUACGGUGAUAUCGUUGCCUUCAAAUACCCCUAUGCCUCUCGCAGCGCCUGGUUAUAUUACUACAGCGGCUUUUUUUAUCCUCGCAGUUGCAGUGCAAACAGAAAAAGCUCGUGCGCCGCUGAAAAUCUCACCACCGCCUUCAAGAUCUUUAAAAAGCUGUAAAACACGAC
This is a messenger RNA of Stylophora pistillata, 755 nucleotides long. RefSeq lists its product as uncharacterized. Lineage: Eukaryota; Metazoa; Cnidaria; Anthozoa; Scleractinia; Pocilloporidae. The record is from RefSeq and is a predicted model, not a curated record.